UGCCGCUUGGGAAAGGGCCCGGAGUGAGAAGAAAGCGAAGCUUGCUUGUGACGGAGAAGGAGUCCAGCGGACCCCAGGCGGUGUUUUAUGGAUUAACUCUUCAUUCAUCACAUACAGCAGCAAUAUAGUUAUGGCAACCUUCCAGACUUUCAGAAACAGUCACAUGAAGACUAGAGCAUCUGUCAGAAAAAGCUUCAGUGAAGAUGUUUUCCAGUCGGUAAAGUCUUUGUUACGGAGUGAGAAGGAACUGUGUAGUGUAUCAGCAGAGGACUGUUUAAAGCAAGAUGAACAUGCCAGUUUGACUGAGGUCACAUUUCUAGGUUUUAAUGAAGAAACAGAUGCUGCUCAUAUACAGGAUUUAGCUGCUGUUUCUUUGGAACUUCCAGAUCUUCUGAAUUCACUACACUUCUGUAGUCUAAAUGAAAAUGAAAUUAUUUGUAUGAAGGAUAUAAAUAAAUCACCAAAUAUAAACAGUGGUCCUCUAAAUCAGAGUCGUCAUUCUGGAAUGCUUUGUGUCAUGAGAGUGUUACCACCUACAUUACCAAGACUCAGAAUUGAUUUUAUCUUUAGUCUCCUAAGUAAAUAUGCUACUGGUAUAAGAUACACCCUGGAUACAUACUUUCAUCAGAAACGCCAACUGGAGACCACUAAUGAAGAUGAUGAUGAUACUAACCAGUCAGUGUCUUCUAUAGAGGAUGAUUUUGUCACUGCGUUUGAGCACUUAGAGGAAGAAGAGACCUUAAAGCCAUAUAAUGAUGGAGUAAACAUUACUGCACUAAAGAGCCACUGUGAUGCUGCUUCACAGACUACUGCUGGUCACCAGUUAGAAACCCAUGAUUUAAGGAUUCUGGUUAGCUCUGGGCGGCAGAAGUCAUUGACGAAACCUUCAACUUCCUUAAUAAAUGUUCUGGGACAUAAAGAACAACCUGUGAAAAGUUCAGUCACAACAUCAAUUUCUGAGCCUUGGAUCCAAAGGAGUUUCUAUAGGUCAUCUAAUGCUUCAGAUAAAGGUAGUGACAUGCAGAAAACGUUUUUUUCUUCUUCUCCUGCCUAUUCAUCUGAAUCAGAAUGCUCAAGUCCAAGUCCGGUUAUUUUCUUAGAUGAAGAAGGAUAUCAAAAAAGUUUAAAAGCAAAACUUGAGUUACCAAAAAUUCCUGUAAUGAAAGAUGAUAUAGAGGACUCAGACUCAGAAGUAAGUGAAUUUUUUGAUAGUUUUGAUCAGUUUGAUGAACUAGAACAAACUUUAGAGACUUCUUGUCCAUUUCUAAAAGAUUCUGUAAAAGGGAAGACAUCGCAAAAGAAAGGGCACAAACAUGACAAAUCUUCUGUAACCACUACUAUGAAUCCUCAAAAAUUCAAGUUUGAUUGUCCAGCUCUCCCAGCUAAUGUUCGAAAGCCAACACCUCGUAAACCAGAAUCCCCUUACAGCAACCUGUGUGAUGCUCCAGAUUCUCCUCGCCCAGUGAAGGCAUCUGGGGAAGACAGUGGCUUGUUUAGCCCCAUUCGGUCCUCUGCUUUUAGUCCUCUUGGAAGCUGUACACCUGCUGAAUGUUUUUGCCAAACAGAUAUUGGUGGAGAUAGGAUUCAUGAAGAUCAUGAUUCUAUUUAUUACACCUAUGAAGAUUAUGCCAAUAGAAUUACAUGUGAAGUACUGGGCUCGGUCCUUCAUACUCAACAUACUAAUGCAAUAUCAAACAUUAAUAGUGUUAAAAAGGGAGAAAAUGAAACCAUUGCUCUAAAGAGUGGAAACCUUGAUCAAAAUAAAUCUAAAAAUAAACCCUUAAUGAUUAGAGAUAGCAUUCAAAAAUUUGCAGCAGAUCUUGUGGAAAAAAGUUUUGGCAGUGCAUUUAAAGACUUGCAGAAAGGAGUCUCUUCAUGUACCAAUGCAUUGUGCCAUUUAGCCGUCAAAUUAACGUCAUCCAUUUUUCAGAUGGCAUUUAAUGAACUGAGAAGGCAGCAUGCAUUUUCACUGAAAGAGCGUGCUAUUAGUGGUCUGGCUAAUUUUUUGGUGAGUGAAGCUUUCUCAAAUGCUUUAAAAGAUUUACAGUAUGUAAAGAAGCAGAUAUUUACAAACAUAGUUGCUGGGUUUGCUGCAGAUCUUGCUGAAGAGCUUAUUUUUGAAGGUAUCAUGGAAGUGUGUCAGUUUUCAUCUCCUCCAACACCUUCAUCUCCAAAGUAUUCAUUUGACUAUGAAGACAAAGUAGUGAAGUCAUAUGCAAAAGAUUUGUCUGAAUCUGUAAUGCAGGAAGCAUUCAUUGAGCUAUCACAAGUUGAUGUGAUCUUUACAACAAAGGCAGCAGUUAGUGUUUCUACAGAUAACAUAAAGUAUGUGAGUGCAGAAAAUAUUGUGCCAUGGACACAGACUUCCACAUGUCCCAUUUUUAAUAGUCAAGCAAUUGUGACAAAACCAAUGCCAGAAUAUAAAUACACUGUACAGCAGGCCUUAUUUUGUACUUCUGGAAUUGUUACUUCUAUACCAGUGCCCCUGGCUGGAAGUGCCCUUCUCCCAUAUCACUUUUCAUCUAAUAUAUAUCAGGCAAAGACUCAUCUGUCAUCUGGUGAUAGUAAUUUGAAUGGUGAUUCUACUGAAGCAGGUGUUUCCACAAAAAACGAAGAGGAAGUAGCUUGUCUCAGAAAUAUUUGUUUAUCUUCAGAACACAGUCUAGGUAACCAGAAUGAUUUUAAACCAACUAAUGAUGAUGUUGAAAUGCAAAGCUCUUCAAAAUUACCAAGUGAUCCUGUGAUUAUUAGCAACUUUUCUACAGCACUGGUGCAUUCUAUAGUAAAUGAAACUUUAGAGUCAGUGACAUCAUUCAAAGUUACAAAAACAGUUGAUGAACACACAGAUUGUUUAACUAAAACAGUAAAGGGAAAAAACUUUCCUUUCCACUAUGAUCAAGUGACCCUGCAACAGAAUGAAGCUAGCAAUAAGGACAUGUUUGUUGAUCGAUUAUCUAAAUCUGUUAUUAAACAUUCCGUAGAGAAAAGCAAAUCACUGAUCUCCAAUGUGGAUAAAAAUAUGGUAAACAGGGAAGGCUUGCCUGUUGCUGAAGAAGAGUCACGGUUGAUAUGGGAAAAGUUUCCCAGAUCUCUUGAUGCUCAAGAUCACUUAACUCACUGUUCACUUUUAGUGGGAAAGGAUUGUGUUCCAGAAUGUAAAGAUUCUGUAGCUCAUGGAUUUUCUUUAGAGCCACUACCAUGUUGUUCAACUAUGGCAGGUCAAAAACCUGAUUUGAAGGAAGCUGCUAAGGACAAAUCAGUGAAAAAGUAUAAUUUGAAUAAUAUGGCACCGGUGCCCUUGUCUUUUGGGCAAGAAAAUCCUUAUCCCCAUUCCCAUACUUUCUCAUCUGCAGUGCUUACAUGUGUAGAUGGUUUGCAUGUGGAAGAUAAACAGAAAAUCAGAGAUGGAAAUGUAAUACCUGAUACUCCUCCAUCAACUCCUCUAGUACCAUCCCAGGCUAGUUCUGAAUGGGAUAUCAAGAAGUUAACCAAAAAGCUUAAAGGGGAAUUAGCAAAAGAAUUUGCACCUGCUACACCACCUUCUACACCUCACUACUCAUCUGUUGGUAGUUUGUCUGAAAAUGAACAAAAUACUAUUGAAAAAGAGGAAUUCAUGUUGAAACUCAUGCGAUCUCUUUCAGAAGAAGUUGAAAGUAGUGAAGGUGAAGAGCAUCCGGAAGUGGAUGUGAAGGCAGAGCACUCAGAGAAGAAAACUCAAUUUGCCGAAGCAUUAGCUUCACACAUCGUUUCUCUUGCAACUGAAAUGGCAGCUUCCCAUUUAGAUAAUAAAAUAAUUCAAGAACCCAAGAUUAAAAGCCCUUGCUUAAAUGUGCAGAGUCAAAGAAGUGUAUCACCUACUUUGUUAAAUCACACAGAUGAAAAUUUACAAGCAUUAUGCAAUUUUGCAGGUGAUAUGGCAGCAGAAGUCAUUACAGAAGCUGAGAAAAUAGCAAAAGUUAGAAGUUGUAUGCUUUGCAGGCAGAAGAAGAAUAGUUAUAGUGAUGGUGACCAACCUAAUAGAUUAGAAGAAAAGUUGAAUAUAGAGACUGUAUCACAUCCAAGAGAAGUUGACCCGUUUAUUCUUUCAUUACCACCAAGUUCUUGUAUGUCAAGUCUGUCAUAUAAGUAUCCCAGCUGUGAAAGUGUGACAGAUGAAUAUGCAGGUCACAUUAUCCAAAUACUAAAACAGGAAGGUGGUAAUAGUGAGUUAAUAAUGGAUCAGUAUGCCAAUAGACUUGCUUAUCGAUCUAUCAAAUCAGGAUUGAAAGAAGCAGCUAAGGGAGCAACAAUGAAGUGUAACUCAAAAAUGUUUCCCUUGCAAAACUCACAGGUGAAAGCCAACAAUGAACUCUUAAUGUUCUUAAAUAAACACCACCAAGAAGUAGAUAAAAAAAGACAAAGUAAAAGAAAUGAAGGUUACCUCUGUAAAAAUCAAACUUGUGAAUGGACAGGGAAUACAUACAGAAGUAAAUGCUCUGAACUGUAUAGUUUUUCAACCUCUCUUGCUCACAGCAUAACCAGAGAUGUUAAAAAAGAGCUUACAGUGUCUGCACUUGGCUUGCCAAAAUCCUCAACAGAUUCUUGCCUUUAUGAAAAGUCUGGAUGUGAUGAAGAUAAUGAGUCUCACAUUGAGCCAGAAUUUCCUAAGUCUCUUCAACCUUCCCCGCAAAAUCACAGAUUUUACCACAGUGCAGGCAGCUUAAAUGGGUAUGGAUAUGAAGUGAAUGUUGUUCAAGCUAUAGAACAGUAUGCUAAAAAAGUAGCUGAUGACACUUUAGAACUCAGUUUAGGAUCUGCAGUUUUCCAAGUGUCUGAGACAGCAAAAGCAGCAGAUAGGAUCACUUAUGCAGAAAAGUUGUCACCUCUUGUAAGUCAAGCUUGCAGAUACUGUGAUGAGAAAGAACUCCAUGACUGCAAUGGAAACUCACCUCAAUAUUCUUUCAGACAGGAUUCACUUGCUCAUAGUAAGCCAGGUUCUAAUUCAAAAUUUAGCAACAUUUAUCAGAAAUCUAGAAUUUUUCACCUUGAUGUCCCUCAAAUUCAUGUUGAUCUUGAUAAGAAGACAGUGCUUGCUGAGAAGAUAGUUGCUGAAGCUAUUGAAAAAGCAGAGAGAGAGCUGAGCAAUACCAGUUUGGCAGCUGAUAGUGGAAUUGGACAAGAUGGUGUUAGCUUUGCUGAAAGCCUUACUACAGAAAUAAUGACCUCAGCCAUCGUGAAUGUUGAACAUGCUGUUAGUAGUCCAAAAGAAACAGAAGACUUUCAGUCAACUGAGUCUUUUGGUAGCCAGCAGAUGAAUCUCAGUAUUGGUGAUGACAGCACUGGUAGUUGGUCCAAUUUAAGUUUCGAAGAUGAACACCAGGAUGAAAGCAGCAGUUUUCAUCAUCUAAGUGAAAGUAAUGGUAACAGCAGUAGCUGGAGCAGUCUUGGUUUAGAAGGAGAUUUGUAUGAGGACAAUUUAUCCUUUCCAACAUCAGACAGUGAUGGGCCAGAUGAUAAAGACGAAGAGCAUGUGGACGACAUAGAAGGUUUGGGGCAAGAUGAAAAGACGCUGCUAAUAACGAAUAUUGACAUGGAGCCAUGCACAGUAGACCCUCAACUAAGGAUUAUUCUUCAGUGGCUCGUGGCCUCUGAGGCUGAAGUUGCAGAACUUUCUUUUCAUGACUCUGCAAAGAAAGAGUUUAUACAACUUUCAAAACAAUUACAAGAAAAAGGAUGGAAAGUGGGAGACCUCCUGCAGGCUGUGCUUAACUACUAUGAGGUGGUGGAAAAGACUUCCAGUGAGGAGAAAUGCAAGUCACUGUAUGAUUGGCUCUUGGAAAACGCAUAGAACAAAUUCCAAACCAGUAUAUGUUUGUUAUUUGUUUUAGGAGAGGAAGAAACAGAUAAAGACGCAUAGGAAAAAAUUUGAAUAGUGAAUAUUAACAUUUAAAGUAAAUUGGGGGAAAGUAAAUACAGCUUUUUAAGCUCCUGUGUCAUCA
Myotis lucifugus (little brown bat) is the source of this 5978-nucleotide messenger RNA. RefSeq names its product A-kinase anchoring protein 11 (gene AKAP11). The transcript is spliced from 12 exons. Gene Ontology annotation, biological process: intracellular protein localization. Bases 131 to 5827 code for a protein of 1898 amino acids. NCBI's taxonomy places the organism in Eukaryota, Metazoa, Chordata, Mammalia, Chiroptera, Vespertilionidae. Gene Ontology annotation, molecular function: protein kinase A binding. Gene Ontology annotation, cellular component: cytoplasm. The record is from RefSeq and is a predicted model, not a curated record.